Leptidea sinapis is the source of this 9992-nucleotide messenger RNA. Its product is annotated as sorting nexin-29-like. Gene Ontology annotation, molecular function: phosphatidylinositol binding. Lineage: Eukaryota; Metazoa; Arthropoda; Insecta; Lepidoptera; Pieridae. The transcript is spliced from 11 exons. The record is from RefSeq and is a predicted model, not a curated record. The coding region runs from base 175 to 2106 and encodes 643 amino acids.
UAUUUAUUUAUAUAAAAUUAAUAAUAACUACUAAAUAAUAUUAUUGAAAAUUUUAGGGAUCGGUGCACUAAUGUAAUAAUUUUACGUAAUCUCACAAAUAUAGAAUAUAAAGGUUUAUCAUCUAAUAUAUUUUCCAAUAAUUCCUAAUGUUUAAUUUGAGAAACACAAGUCACAAUGAACAGCAGAAUCCUAAACACUAUCGCAAAUGCAAUAGACAAUAAAGAAGAGGAAUGUCGAAAAAGAAUUGAAAGUGGAAAGCUAAUCUUCAAGGAGCUCACGACUUGUGUUGAAAAUUGUCUUAAUCGAUUUGGAGGAAAAUCAGAACUAGCUACGGAAGAUGAUAUAAGGAUAGUACAGCUGUGUGAAAAAUGGGAAAAAGUUUUAAGACAUGGCCUACGAACAAACUUAUCUAGUUCUACACUUCAAAACUUGGUAUCAGCUGGAUUAAAUUUUACUUUAAAUAUUAUCAAUAUUGGGAAUUCAUUGUGGAGUUUUUGUUGCCUUCAUUUGACAAAACAUGAAAAAGAGAGAUUCAAAAUUCUUACCAACAUAAAUACACCAUUGGGAUAUUUUAGAGCUUUUCUGAGGGCGGCUCUGAAUGAGAGGUCUCUAGAAAGGUAUUUACAAAGUUGGAUCUCCCAUGGUCUUUUAUUGGAAUAUUACGACGAGGGAGCACUUGCACGUAGUCCUGAAGCUAAUCUAUUACCAAAUAUAGCAAACAGCUUAUCAACAAUAUUAUUUGCACUAUCAAUUGAUAGAGCAGAGCUGAAUGACUCACAGCACGCCAGCCAACUUAACAAAGCAGAACUUGUCAUUCCACUACCAACGCCGAUUAAGUCUUCGAUAAAUUCAAAAAGAAAACCGCUGAGACAAGUUAUAUCAUUUGAUAAGGUGGAACAAAAAAGUGAGGCAAAAAAUAAAAAAUAUUUGCCAAAAACAGAACCUUUAACAGAGUCUUCUUGUAACAGUGCUCCAGCGACCUGUUUAAAUUCACCAGAUGCUAGGAUUUCGUUUGCAGCGGUAUCCAGUAGUGAACCAACCAGUUCUGACUACAAAGGGAUUCGACACUUUUUUCCUGACAGUGUCAAAGCUAUUGAUAGCCCCUUGCAGAUGCUUUCCAAAUUGUCUGAGAGCGCUAAAGAGAUAUUUACCAGUACAACAAGCAUUGAAAAGAAUAACAUACAAGAUGAUGCAUCAGAUUUAAGUGUGAAUUGUUUAAAGAUUUCGGAGAGUGAUAGCGAAGAAGUUGUUGGCAGCAUUGACGGUAGCACAUCAUGUUUAGAGUUAUGCUUUACUGAAGACGAGGGUGGCGCAGACGAUAAGGCACUUGAUUCUGUAUUAGAGUCUAGGGAAAGAGAAUUUCUUAAUUUGCAGUUGAAAUAUGAUAGUAUUGAGCAAAAGUGUAAAGAAAAAGUUCAAAAACUUGAAAACGUUGUUCUCGACUUGAGCAAAGAGAAUGAUAGAUUAAAAGAACAGCUGAGGACUUACAUGUCUGUAGUUGAGAUGGGGAAAGCAUUGAGAAGUAAUAGUAAUGACGACUCGGAAGUUAUGCAAUAUGAAAAGAAAUUAGUUCAAGUUGCUGAAAUGCACGCUGAGCUUAUGGAGUUCAAUCAGCAUUUGCAGCGAAGAUUGCAAGACUUUGAGAGUGCAGGAAUUGAGAUACUGGAGUGUCCUGAGUCUAACGUCAAAGUCUACAUACCUAGUGCAUUCUUGGUUGGGAAAAAAUCACAUUCUUACCAUGUAUAUCAGAUAUUUGUUAAGGUUGGACAAGAAGAGUGGAAUGUGUAUCACAGAUACGCAAAAUUCUAUGAACUGCACACUCAAUUGAAAAAAUGUCAUCCGGAUAUAGCCAGUUACAACUUUCCACCGAAAAAAGCUUUAAGAAAACGAGACGCGCGGCUGGUCGAGCAGCGACGUGCGUUGCUGCAGGCGUACCUUCGACACGUGUUGUUAGUGUUGCCAGAGCUGCGUGACUGUACCAGCCGAGCGCAACUCAUUACGCUGUUACCGUUUUUUGGUAUAUCUUCGACAGUCAGAGAGAAUGGAAUAAACACGUUAAGUAGACAACAAUCGAAUGAUUCCGCCUCAACGUUUGAUCCUCUAUGAUGCCAUCAUGUGUUGUCAGAAGAGUUCAAUUUUCGGUACCAGGAGUGUACCGAUACCUGUAUUCGCAUGUUAUCUAUUGAUAGGCGAUCAGGGAAAGGUAAUAGUGACAUCCAGAGUUGGCUAAGUGCGAUUCGGAUUUUAAACAUUAAUGUAUUGAAUUUCUACAAAAAAGACGUUUACAGAUCCCACCAAGAUCUGCAAAUAUAUUAAAUUAUAAAAAACCUAUCAUGUUAAUCUGUAUGUAGAUUUUGUUAGAACUAGAAGUUAAUUAUUAAGCCUAGAACAAACUGUGGUAUACAGUGAAGUCGAAGGCAGUACUGCAUCACAUCUAUUCCCGUUGGAAAUUGACCAUGCACCUAUACUGUUAUGGUCCGGUGUGAAGAGUAAUAAGGUACACCUAAAUGAAACAUUCCAUCAUCACAAAUUAUGGUCUCGGUUUAUUCAACAAUCGCGUUUAUUCAACGAAACAUUAAAACAUUAAACAACAAGAAAAAUAUUUUGCAAAAUACAACAAGAGCCGAAUUUUCUUCAUAUAAAUAAAAAAAUACACCAGACUUGAACAUUAUUCGGCAUUGAAUAUGCCCCUUGAUAACCUAAGAAUUCUUUCACUGCAGCUACUACGGCCUCAGAUCUUCCCUUUAAAUAAUCCUUCAACCUUGUUCUUCUCAAUCGGUCACUCUUGUCAAAUUGGUCGUGGUUGCCAAGAUGACGCAACAUUAGUCGCCGUUGGUCUCCCCAGUUAUGGGUCGCACUGCCUCCCUCGCGAUGCUCAUCCACUUUUUACGGCUUGCAGUCUCAGGGUCACUGUUUUGAUAAGGUCCGUCCAUCGCGUGGGUGAGCGUCCUCUCGUUCUUUUCCCCUCCACCUGACCCUGCACUAUGAACCGCUCAAUCGAUCCUUCAUUUCUGGAGCAACCCUGAUCAACCUUGUAAAUAGAUAGAAAUCACUGGAGAGCUAGGUCGGGAAAAUAUGGCGGAAGAUCAAGCAAUUCGAAACCAUCGACCUGUGAACAAAACAAUCUAUGCUAGUUUGCCUCGCCGUGGUCAAGAUAUUCAGUUAUGACCACCUUUACUAUCCCAGAGAAGAAAGCCUUUCACCGUAUAUCAUAGGAGUCUCUUCCAGGUCAUAGACUGUAUUUUGUUUCAGGAUCAUAAUGGAGAAGCCACGUUUCAUCCAUGGUUAUUAAUCAAGCUAAGGGAAAUGUUCAGAAGCCCGAGAUAUGUUCAGUCUCAACUCUCUUUUGUGCAUCGGUAAUAAUUCUGAUAAUCUUCCGCAUGAUAACAUUAUUCAUCUCUGAGCGUUCGUGUAAAAUGCUUUUUGUUAUAAAACCUGCUUUGAUAGGACAAUCUGCUAAAAAAAUUUUCUUAACCAAUAUUUUGUUCAAUAAUCAUCUGUGGCGGUUGUUCGCCCACUUAUAAAUUCUUGCAAGUUGAUGCAUCGCGCAUUUGCAUUUCAGGUAUCCUGUAUAUCUUGAUUAACUUGUUUCGUACUGAAAUUUUUCAAGCACAGAUACUUCAAAAACGGACGCAAUUUAAUGCUACAUAUUUUUGACAAUACGCUGCGACAGCUUUUUUUUUUAUAUGAGAGGGGGCAAGCGGGCAAGAGGCUCACGGGAUGGGGAGAGGUGAGGCAACCGCCCAUGGACAUCCGCAACAACAGGUGUGUCAAGAAAUGCGUUGCCGGCCUUUAAGGUGGGAGUAUGCUUUUACUUGAAGGUCCCUAAGUCGUAUCUGUUCGGGAAGACCGCUGCCGGUAGUUGAUUCCACAAAGUGGCUGUUCGUGGCAAGAAGUUUCGAACAAAACGCGCGGUUGUGGAAUGCCAGACGUCUACGUGAUGCGGAUGGUACUUUGCACGUAAUGUCCGAUGGUGGAAUUCGAUCGCUGGAAUCAACCCGAACAGCUCCUCUGAUCACUCCCCGUGAUAAAUGCGGUAGAAGAUGCAGAGAGAGCCCACAUCUCUACGCAAUGCUAGAGAAUCUAGCCGAUCGGAGAUGACAUGAUCGUCGAUGAUUCGAGCCGCUCUUCGUUGUAUGCGGUGAAAUGGAAGAAGCUGGUACUGGGAAGCACCCGCCCAGAGGUUAGAACAGUACUCCAUGUGUGGCCAAAUUUGGGCCUUAUAAAGUUGCAGGCGGUGGCUUUUAGUGAAGUACUGUCUCGCCUUACUGAGUACACCAAGCUUUUUAGAGGCCAGUUUGGCCUUCUCUUCCAAGUGACCCCGGAACUGAACGUCGCUCGAUAUAUCGACGCCAAGUAUGCCAAUACAGGCUGUGGCAGUUAGAGGAGUGAUCUCGAAUCGAGGGGAUACGACAAGGGUCGGCCCCAUUCCGAGACUUUGCAAAGCAUAGUCUCGAUUUCAGACACAAGUUUGUUCCGGUUCUCGUCGACGCUAUCCCGGGACAUGUUGGCACGGCCGGUGUAGGAAGCAUACCCUGUGCUGUCGUCUGCAUAGCAAUGAAUAUUGCUGAUUUGCAGCAUAUCAUUGAUAUGCAGAAGAAACAGCGUAGGGGAUAGUACGCAGCCUUGCGGGACACCAGUGUUUAUGGGUUUUAAGACGGAGCAUGCACCGUUGAUAACAACCUUGAUGCUCCGAUCAGCGAAAAAGCUAGUGACCCAUUUGCACAACUUCUCGGGAAGCCCCUAGGAUGGCAAUUUCGCUAUAAGCGCUUUAUGCCACACCCGAUCGAAGGCCUUCGCUAUGUCCAAACUCACCGCCAACGCCUCUCCCUUCGACUCAACCGCUUGCGCCCAUUUAUGGGUGAGGUAUGCAAGAAGAUCACCAGCUGGGCGACCCUGACGGAAACCGUACUGGCAGUCGCUGAUCAGCUGGUGCCCCUCUAGGUAUCCCAAGAGCUGGCGGUUGAUGAUCGACUCCAUUACUUUGGAGAAAAUGGAGGUAAUGGCAAUGGGGCGGUAUUUGGACGGAUCUGAGCGUACACCUUUCUUAGGGAUCGGGUGCACUAAAGCCGCCUUCCAUAAUUUCGGGACUACGCCUGAUGAGUAGGAGAGCCGGAAAAGACGGGUAAGGACCGGCGCCAGUUCCGGAGCACAUGUCCGCAGCACUAUCGGGGGAAUGCCAAUGGGCCCGCUCGAUUUGUGAAUGUCCAAGGUGAGAAGCGCCUUAAGCACGGCACCAUGCCGGAUUUUUAGCUCCGGCAUAUAUGAAUCGCACCGCGGAAUAUGCGGUCACUUGGUCAUCCAGAGUCGAGUUGGGCGCGAAGAGGGAGCCCAGGAGAUCAGCUUUCUCUUUCGCGUCAUGGGCCAGCGAGUCAUCAUCCCUGUGCAUUGGCGGAAUGGCUGGCUGGCAGAAGUUUCCUUGGACAGCCUUGGCGAGCGACCAGAACGCACGAGUUCCCGAGGGAAGGCGUGCAAGUCUCUCGCCAAUUCUGCCAAUGUGCUUCGACUUCGCGUCAGCAAUAACUCUUUUGAUGGACCUCGAGGCAUGAUUGAAGUGUUUUUUAAGUUCGCUGGAAUUCACAUCCUUAGAUACCACCGCAUUGACCCAAGCCUGAUAGCACUCCUGCUUUCGGCGAGAGGCCAUUUUGCAGGAGCGGUCAAACCAUGGUUGGGACCUGCCACCGAUAGGCACAGAGGAGGAUGGAAUGAAGAGUUCCAUACCUUGCAGUACCACAUCAGCAACAGCGUCAGCAGCGGCAUCUGGAUCUCCCAGCGAAAAACAGAUCUGCCUCCACGGGUAGGAUGCAAAAAAGCACCGUAUCUCGUCCCACUCUGCUGACCUAUAGUGCCACACGCGGCGACAGCCUAAGAAGCGGGGCCGUGUUAGGCGCGUGAUCGGCACGGUGCUCCAGAUCAAGCAGUGGUCCGACGAUCCCAGAGAAGGGUCAACGGAAACUAGGUAGCCGUCCGGAUGUGAGGUCAACAGAAGGUCAACAGUGAAGGUGUAUGAUCUUGCACAUCUGGGAUUCGUGUUGGCGCAAUAACCAGUUGCGUCAGACCAUAUGCUAAGGCGAAGUCGUGAACAGAUCUCCCUGCAUGAUCGGUGGUACGUGAGCCUAGCCAUUCGGCGUGGUGGGCGUUAAAAUCGCCAAGAAACACGAUCUCUGCAGUGGGGAUCUGCUCCAACACGGAAUCUGUAGCCAUUUGGAUGUGUUCGAGGAGGCGGUCAGUCUCUGCGUUACCACUAUGGGACCUAUACAGGCAUGCGUAGAUUCGCGGAUGGUCAUGGCAGUCUACAUGCAGCCAGAUGAUGGAUAGGUCCUGUCCUUCAAGAAAACUCAGGCGUCGAGAACAGACAUCCUCCCUGACGUAAACGCACACGCCAGCCCGUGGUAUAAAGGAGUGUUCCAAAUUAUACCCCGGGUAGGAAAGGUAAGAUGAAUCAGCCAGGGAGGAUAUCUGUGUCUCUGUUAAAAAGAGCAGGGCUGGCUUCGCCGUCUCCAGGUGAAAGUGGACGGCAUUUAAAUAUGAUCGAAGCCCCCUGAUGUUGCAAAAGUCCACAGCGAGUGUAGCUUGAGCCUCCUGCUCUGUUUGCCCCGAGUCAGCGCAGAUUUGCCCCCUCCAGAAUACGCGGGGCAGCCUGGGCAACCACUGUUAGGUACAGGCCCUAAUUGUGGACGCCCAGGGACGGAUUCUCUAGGGCUGCAUAGCCCGGUACCGUCCUGGAGUAGUCUCUUUUUAGUCUGGCUUAGCUAAAAACAAAAGACUUCCAUUUCUAUAAAACAAAAGAUAUUCCAUUUAUUUCUAUUAUUAAAUCUCGCCAAUAUUGCAGCCUUAUCAGCGAGUAUUAAAUUUUUUCUUUUCCUUUUACCGGCCUCGCUUCACUGUACAUUCCCUUUAUUUAUUAAUCCACACAAAUACAUAUUUGUAUUAGAUGUAAAAAUUGUUAAUGUUUUAACUUAUUAUACUUAAUUUAAUAAUUGUUAGCAUAAAGCAAUCUCUGAGCUGUUUACACGUAUUUAUGAUUAAAUUAUGUAAAAUUAUAAAAUGACUACCUAUAGUAAUAGUUUUCGUCACAGCACGCACGGCCAGUCUUAUUAGACAGGUAUUGCCGAUAUCAUUUACUCUUUCACACUCACUGGCCUUAUUGGACGAUGUAGUGAUGCUCCAUGCUGCUGUCAAUAUUGAUAUUAGUUUUUUUUGCUAGAUGCUACGAGCUGUACAUAAUAUUAUAUUAAAAUCAAGAAAUACAUAAUCCAAACUAGUGGAAAUGCCUGUUUGCUUCAUUAGUGAAAGAGCCAAUGUCGCCAAAACUCUUUGCUGAUUAAUGGCUACAAUUUAUAAAAGGCUGGCAAAAAGCCGAUUGUUGUUCAAAAUUAAAUCUUAUUACAACUCUUGAAUGCAAGCUAUCAUUUUAAAUAUCCAUAUUCCAUCCCCACACUAAUAAUCAAGUGUGGUUUCUGAACGCUCGAGAACGAUGUAACAGAAUUCCUACAUUUAGUGCUUUCAAAACUUAGAAUAUCGAUUAUUUGUAGGUUAGGGAAAGAGUUAUCUUGUAGGUACAUGACACUAUUUCUAGUAAAAUAAAAGCAAUAUUUAGAAGAAGAGUGAGAACAAUGUAAUAUUAUAGAAAAUAUUUUUCUAAUAAUCUGCUAAGUUUGAUGACUAGGUGCUGAAUCAUACCAUUCAUUGAUACCUUUUAUUUAGUGAAUGUGCGUGCACGUCGCGCGUUAUAACAGGGACGGGACCUCGUCGUAUGGAUCUAACAUUCAAGCACAUUUAAAAAAAAUGUAAAAUUGUUUUUAAUAUUUACAAUAACAACUAAAAUAAAAAAUAUAUAUUACUAUAGCUAGAAUAUUUAUUUUCCGUAGCGUGAUCUGCCUUACAUAGAGACAACCGUGCCGGCAAGGAUAGAUUUGUAUCUAUCCUGAGGGGAUCCUUUUUUUUGAGGGAAUUGGUGAAUGCUCAUGUUUACCAACGCAGCCGAUCUCUGUAUUGGUUAUGUGGGACUCACGUAAAACCUAAGUGCCUCCCCACUAAACACCACCAGGGGUUGGCUUUGGGCGUGUUAAUUGGGAGCGACCAUCUCUUGGGGAAGAGAGGCGCAAGCGGCUCUCCCUUGGCAGAGUCCGCUGGGAUCGCACAGAAGGUGCUAUCUAAUUGGGACUUAGCGACAUCAGAAGGAUGAUCACAAAUGGGAGGUGAUGAGCGGAGCCCUGUGUCUCAUUCUUUUAUCUUGUCAGCCGGAAAAUAGAGCUUCAUAAAAAUUUGUGACAGGUGUCAUUCUAAAUUCAGGCUUUUUUUUAUAAAAACAGUUAUGAUCAUUCUUUAAUGGCCGUUUUUCUGUAAUUGACGCUUUAGAUUUUCUUUUAUAAUAAUCGUAAUGAUUGGUGAUCUUAUACGUCUAAAUAGAGUCUUUUGCUGUUUGACAACCGAUAAAAACAUCCCAGGAAUAUUAGUGUAGUGUGCGUGACAAGCGACGCCGACGUCUUACAGUCGCGAUUUGUGUGUCACUUUGUGUUAGUGUGCGUGCAUUGCUCAAAAGGUUAACUAUCAUUUUUUUCGACGUUUUCACAGCUCUCAUAGUCUAUCUAUUUUUUUAACCGACUUCAAAAAGGAGGAGGUUAUGAACUCGGUCGGUAUUUUUUUUAUGUAUGUACACCGAUUACUCUGAGAUUUAUGAUCCGAUUUACGUAAUUUUUCGAUGCAGAAUAGAUGCCAUUUGGUCCCAUAAAAAUUUUACAAAGUUUGGCCAAGUAGUUUUCAUUUUAUGAACAUUUUUUACGAAAAUCUUUGUUUACCUCGAUGAUAUAAUUGUUUUGUUGUGUCCGGCUUUUUUAGGAGUUUUCAUUCAGGUUGAUUAUCUAUUAUAAUUAUUAACUGACACUCAAAGGUAAAAAAUAAACUACGUUUAAAAAAACCGACUCCAAAAACUGAAAUGUAUUAAAUAACUAAAAAUUUAAUUUAAUACACCUUUACCUUUAAUAUUUAUAAAAUACUAUUAUUUGUAUGUGCUACAUAUUGAUAGCUCUGAAGUCGGUGUCAAGCCAAAUGUAAUAGUAAGUACCUGCACUCGCCACGCGUGACUUUGAGCGGGAUAGCUUCGUUUACAACAAAACAACCCAAGCGGACCGACACGCGUGGCCAGACAACCUUAAUAAUUACAGUAAGAAAGCUGUUUAUGAUAUUAAGUUUUAAUUUGUUUAGAGCUUGGCACCGCAUAAUAGCAUUUUAUUAAUAUUAAAGGUAAAGGUGUAUAAAAUUAAAAUUUUAGCUAUUUAAUACUUUUCAGUUUUUGAAGUAGGCUUUUUCAAGCGUAGUUUAUUAUUUAUUUAUUUAGACUAUAUUUAUUUAUUUAUUCUAGACGUAUAAAUGAUUUAAUAUUAUACUCUACUUCAAAAUUCCAGUGCUUAAUUCCGAAACAACUUGAUCGAUUUGAUGAAAAUGUUUUAAUGGAUACUUACCAGCUAGGUAGGGUUUGAGCUGCUAGGUGACACUAGGCGUGACUUUAGAUGUCCUUAUUGUAUAAAUAAUCUCAUAAACUUUUAAUUAAUUCUUGUAGUUUUGUAUCACUAAUAGUAGUUACCAUGAUAUCACUUCGUGAAUCGCCUUAUGUUAAGCUUUAUAAUUACCUACAUUAGUAGUAAAUUGUUAUAUUUCUUGAUAAAUGUACUAUGAAUAAAAUAUAAUAUUUAAUCUAUAUUAAAUUAUUGAAUUAUUUAGGUGGUGCAGGCAAAAGGGGGGUUUGGGAACGCACAAUAUUAUUCAGUGUCAUUAUAUCCAAUGAAAUCAAAUUAAGUAUCGUACCUAGUCAUUUAUUUCAUACAUAAACAAAUUUUAUUUCUAAAUGAAAAUAAACCAUUAUUGUAACAUAUUUAAUUUUUAUGUCUGUUUCUAAAAUGCAUUAUAGUAAUAAUGUUCGUUACCAAACGCCCCAAUACGCCUUUUUACCAAAUCUUAUAUUUUACAGAAAAUAAAUAUUGUAAAAGUGA